AAGGACAAAUUAAAAGGUUAGUGUAAAAUGGGACAUCACUGCUGCAGUAAACAGAAAGUAAAGAGAGGUCUUUGGUCUCCCGAAGAAGAUGAAAAACUCAUUAGACACAUCACCACUCAUGGCCAUACCUGUUGGAGUUCUGUCCCUAAACUAGCUGGAUUGCAAAGGUGUGGAAAGAGUUGCAGGCUGAGGUGGAUAAAUUACUUAAGGCCAGAUCUGAAAAGGGGUUGUUUUAGUGAACAAGAAGAAAGGACUAUAAUUGAUGUUCAUAGAAUUUUGGGAAACAGAUGGGCACAAAUAGCCAAACAUUUACCUGGCAGGACUGAUAAUGAAGUGAAGAAUUUCUGGAAUUCUUGCAUCAAGAAGAAGCUUAUUUCUCAAGGCUUUGAUCCAAACACCCACAAUCUCCUCUCUCGCAAUACUCAAAAUAAGAAAAAAUCCAACACUUAUCAUCAAGAUUCCACCUCAGUUUUCACUAUAGAGACUGGUUUAUCAUCAACCAAAGAAGUUUCAAUGGACAUGAUCAAAGCAAGUCUUGCAGCAUUGUCACCUUUUCCUCUUACUAAUAAUAGUACUAUUGCUACUAUACAGUCUCAAACAAAUUUGGGUCGGCUAUAUGAAUCCUUGACUAGUACUGCUUACAAUUAUGAGAAUCAUGUUCCCACCACGACGAAUAUUGAGAACUCAAACCUUGCCACCUUUGAUUACCGAAACCAGAGUACUUCAAAUAAUUUGUCAUCAUCUUCUUCUUGUUUAACCCCAACAGAGUUUGGAAUUAUAAAUGAGAAUUGCAUGUGGGCUGUUACAGGGUUUGAACCACAUCAUGACUUUGGUCCCUCCAACAAUGGGCAUGAAGACACGCAAUUAGUACAUGAGCAAGAAGGAGCACGAGUUCAGCUUCAGGAAAAUGUUUGUCAAGAGGAGGUCUACAAUGAUGGACGAUUCGCGGAGAAUAUUACAUUUGAAGAUAGCUCUAACUUUGAUUUUGCGUUUGUGGAUUCUGCAUUGAUGCCUUGUGGAAUUUACACUAACGUAAAUUCUAUAGAUCAACUUACAUGGGAUUGUUAAUUAAUUAGUUUAACUUCUACAGAUUCUUUUUUAGAUUUCAGUAUACAACUGUUGCAAGUUAUUUCUCUUGCGUUAUCAUGUUGGAAUAGCAGAAUUAAUUGUUUCUUAAAGAGAAAAUGGUAGUUGUCAUAUUUUGGGUACCGUUUUUUAAUUAGUGUACAUAGUGAGAUAUUUCAACUGG
Lycium barbarum (goji berry) is the source of this 1249-nucleotide messenger RNA. RefSeq names its product myb-related protein 330-like. NCBI's taxonomy places the organism in Eukaryota, Viridiplantae, Streptophyta, Magnoliopsida, Solanales, Solanaceae. The transcript is spliced from 2 exons. The record is from RefSeq and is a predicted model, not a curated record. The coding region runs from base 28 to 1068 and encodes 346 amino acids.